This is a messenger RNA of Cylas formicarius (sweet potato weevil), 930 nucleotides long. RefSeq names its product zinc finger protein 830. Gene Ontology annotation, molecular function: zinc ion binding; nucleic acid binding. The record is from RefSeq and is a predicted model, not a curated record. Gene Ontology annotation, biological process: nuclear DNA replication; mitotic DNA replication checkpoint signaling; mitotic DNA damage checkpoint signaling. The transcript is spliced from 4 exons. The coding region runs from base 28 to 861 and encodes 277 amino acids. NCBI's taxonomy places the organism in Eukaryota, Metazoa, Arthropoda, Insecta, Coleoptera, Brentidae. Gene Ontology annotation, cellular component: nucleus; spliceosomal complex.
UUGAUAUUUCCAGUAUUAACUGAAAAAAUGUCUGCAACCUUUAAAAAUGCAAAAAAAAAGCUGUCUCAGUCGGAUUUGCGCAAAAUCAUGAAGGAACACCAAAAAAAGCCCAAUGAAGUGAAGAAAAUUGAUUCACCACUUGCAAAAUAUAAUGAACAUGGACAAUUAACGUGUGUGCUGUGUCAGUCAAUAGUAAGAUCGGAGGCAGUGUGGACAAUUCACAUCAGCGCCAAGCAACACAAGCAAAACGUGGAAAUGGCGAAGAAAUUGAAAGAAAAAACUAACAAUUUCACCACUCCACUUAAGAGACCUCUUACUCCACCUUUGCCGGACAUUCCAGAUAAAAAAUUAAAGAGUAUUUUAAAGAAUGGGAAUCAGACUCAAACUAUAGAUCUACCAGUUACAAGAGCUCAUCAAAAUCUUCCUUCAGACUUUUUCGAUAAUAAUAUUAAAACCCCCACAAGUGCACCAAAAAACAAAGUAGAAGAACAAACGGAAACCUUACCUGAAGGCUUUUUUGAUGAUCCAAAAUUAGAUGCAAAGGCACGAAAUCAGGAAUAUAAAGACCCUGGGGAAGAAGAAUGGGAGAAAUUUGUGAAAGAGAUAAGGGAAGCUGAUAAUGCCAGUGCUGCUAUCAUUGCUGAAGAUCAGGAAGAGUCAACUACUGAAAGACAAAUUGAUGAAAUUGAUGAACAAAUGAAAAAAUUAAAUAAGGUACUGGAUUUAGAAAAAAAGAAGGCUAAAGUGGUAGCAGCAUUUAGUGACGACAAAAAUAAAAAUAGUGAAGAAGAUGAGGAACUCCUCGACAAUGUUGAUUUUGAUGAAUUUUUAGAUUGGAGGAAAAAACAGUCAUUUACUUAACAGCUUUUGUUGAUUAAUGUGUCUUAAUUAUGUACAUAUUUUAAAAUAAAUUACCUAAUUAUUGGUUUA